CUCCAUACAUUUCCUUCGUAACUUGUAACUUUUCAUAAUUUUUUUUUGUAAUUUCGGUACAAAAGUCCAAAAAAAAAAAAAAAAGAAAUUUUUUCUAAACGCAAAAAUCAACAGGUCAAAUGACAUCACUGAAAUUAGCAUUUAGCGUGGUACGAUAACGAAAAGAAGCGAUAACAAUAGACGUGAUCGUCGACAGCGACGUUCAAGAGGCAAAGUUACCAAAUCGAAGAAAAAAAUGCCAGCAAAGCCGAGAAAUAAUUUCUCCAACUUCCAACGAGGCGGCGUGAAUGACACAAUUACACGGGAAACGGCAAAAGGCACGAGACCGACAGCGGAGGCGCCUUCCGUUUACGAAGUGCUGACACAAGUUGUACUCUAUGGCUGUAAAAAAAUCAUCUUUUUCGAUACAAACCUCAAAGUUGGUCUGUAUCUGGCAAGUUUGUUCCUCGUCUCUCUCAUCGGAGACUUUGUGCCUUUUCCGCGAACAUAUUUGUCACGCUCCGACAAUCUCUUCAACGUUUACUUUGUGAAAAUGGGCUGGGCAUGGACUCUGGCAAUGACAACGCCAUUUUUGUGUCUUUCAUCUUUCGUCAUUUGUUGCGGCGACCGAAAUCGUUUCAUCAAACACCAUUUAACGAGACUUUUUGUCGCUACGGCAUUUUGGUUCUUUUGGACAAAACUUUUCAACGUAAUCGAAUCGACGUACGGGCGUUGCAAUUACAAAGGUUACCACACAAAAGUCGCAUGUCUCAAAGCAGGCAACUUUUGGAAUGGCUUCGACAUUAGCGGACAUGCUUUCAUCUUGAUUUACUCGAGUUUGGUGCUCAUCGAAGAAGCUCGCCCCAUUAUCGGAUGGGAAAACAUCAAAAAUUACCUCCGUAACGAAGAGUACAACAGAACAGCGUCAAAUGUCUCGCAACUCCCGCUCAAAAAUUUAUCAGACCUCGAAUUCAAAAACCUCAAAAACUUGUAUGAGAAAUACACGCCGCUCAUUCGUUUGUGUUUCGUGGGAAUGACGAUGCUUCAACUUCUGUGGGACGUCAUGUUGGUCGGCACGAUGCUCUAUUACCACAAAAUGAUCGAAAAAUUCAUCAGCGGAGCUCUUGCGAUACUUUCGUGGUUCUUCACGUAUCGUUAUUGGUAUGCGAAUGCCAAUAUUUUACCUGAUGAACCGGGAAAAGGCCUUUUUUCGUAUCAAACGACAAAACCCGAAACACUUCCGUUGAAGCGCAAAACGAGCAUUGUGUACAAAAACACGCAGGGAAAUCCCGUUCCUAAAUUCAUGGGAAUGCCUCUUUAUGCCGCAGCUGGAGGACAAUCCUCAUCGAGCAACGGGGGAAAUAAUAAGGGAAAUAAUGGCGGGGAAAAUAACAAAAUGGCUUAGUUAGUACUAAACGACUCAAAUCAGUGCUUUUAAAGAUUUUGCUUUUAUAGAUAAUUAAUUUUUUUUUUGUAAAUUUCCGAAGUGACCAAAUCGAAGCUUUAAAAUUCUCUCUUUAUCGAAAAAAAUUACCAACGAACAAAUCCUCGAACCAUUUUUUGUCAAUAAUUUGAAUAAAUAGUUAGAAUUUAAUUUAUUUGUUGUGAUGGAUGGGAAUGUUAUCAAUAAUAAAAAAAAUAUUGAAUUUUUAAA
This is a messenger RNA of Culicoides brevitarsis, 1633 nucleotides long. It is a transcript of the gene Fitm, whose product is annotated as acyl-coenzyme A diphosphatase FITM2. The transcript has 2 exons. The record is from RefSeq and is a predicted model, not a curated record. Gene Ontology annotation, biological process: lipid storage; phospholipid biosynthetic process; lipid droplet organization. Gene Ontology annotation, molecular function: coenzyme A diphosphatase activity. Gene Ontology annotation, cellular component: endoplasmic reticulum membrane. Bases 236 to 1384 code for a protein of 382 amino acids. NCBI's taxonomy places the organism in Eukaryota, Metazoa, Arthropoda, Insecta, Diptera, Ceratopogonidae.